UGAAGUUUAAGGAGCAAAAUGGCCUCUUGCCCUGUCGUCCUGCGAGCAAGGGGACUCAGCCGAUGGGCGCGGUGUCAGGCGGGCCCUUCCUUGCUGAGACCGGCUGGCCAGGCCUCUUGGGUUCCAGCCCGGAUGGAGACUACUGUGACCUUAGAGCCGGCGGGCCGCAGCCUGUGGGACGAGCCGGUGCGCAUCCGGGCGUGGGGCCUGUCCCCGGGGCAGCGGGUGACCCUGCGCGCGUCCCUGCGCGACGAGAAGGACGCGCUGUUCCGGGCCCACGCGCGCUACUGCGCCGAUGCCGGCGGCCGGCUGGACCUGGCGCGCUCGCCCGCGCUGGGCGGCAGCUUCGCGGGGCUCGAGCCCAUGGGGCUGCUCUGGGCGCUGGAGCCCGAAAAGCCCAUGCUGCGGCUGGUGAAGAGGGACGUGCAGAAGCCCUUUGUGGUGGAGCUGGAGGUGCUGGAUGGCCACGAUCCCGAGCCAGGGCACCCCCUGGGCCGGGCGGUGCAUGAGCGCCACUUUCUGGGACCCGGGGUGCGGCGGGAGCCCGUGCGCGCUGGCCGGGUGCGUGGUACGCUUUUCUUGCCUCCAGGACCUGGUCCCUUUCCUGGAAUUGUGGACAUUUUUGGAGCUGGAGGUGGUCUUCUGGAGUAUCGAGCUAGUCUGCUGGCUGGGAAAGGUUUUGCUGUGUUGGCGUUGGCUUAUUACCACUAUGAAGACCUCCCCAAGGGCAUGGAUUCCCUCCACCUGGAGUACUUUGAAGAAGCUGUGGACUACCUGCUCAAAUAUCCUCAGGUUAAAGGUCCCGGAGUUGGUUUGCUUGGGAUUUCCAAAGGAGGUGAUCUCUGCCUUUCCAUGGCCUCUUUCCUUAAGAACAUCACUGCCACUGCCAUAAUCAACGGCUCUUUGGUCAAUGUAGGUGGAGCCUUACAUUAUAAGGGAAUGACCUUGCCCCCUGCACCUGUAAACCCCAGUCGAUUCAAGGUUACUAAAGAUGGCUUUGUAGACAUUGUGGAUGUUCUGAACUGCCCUCUAAAAGAAGAGGACCAGAAAAGCAUCAUUCCUGUGGAAAGGACUGAGAGUGCCCUCCUGUUCCUUGUGGGGCAGGAUGACCACAACUGGAAGAGUGAAUUCUAUGCUAGAGAGAUCUCUAAGCGCUUAGAGGCCUGUGGUAAGAAGCUCGAGGUCAUCUGCUACCCGGAUACAGGCCACUAUAUUGAGCCUCCUUACUUCCCCAUGUGUCGUGCAUCCCUGCACAGCCUUGUGGGCAAACCUGUCAUCUGGGGAGGGGAAGCCAAGGCUCAUGCCAAAGCCCAGGAGGAUGCCUGGAAGCAGAUCCAGACUUUCUUCCGCAAAUACUUGGGUGGUACAUAAUCUGGGAACUGUCCUGGGAAAAUAAUCUAUUAUUUAAGUUUUGAGUGCAGAAACUAACACAUUAUGGAUGUUUCACAUUCUUUAAUGUUGAUAUAUAUUAAAGUAAUAUUACU
Molecule: messenger RNA, 1484 nt
Organism: Suncus etruscus (white-toothed pygmy shrew)
Lineage: Eukaryota; Metazoa; Chordata; Mammalia; Eulipotyphla; Soricidae
Product: acyl-coenzyme A thioesterase 6-like
Exons: 3
Coding region: 19-1371 (450 amino acids)
Biological process (GO): fatty acid metabolic process; acyl-CoA metabolic process
Cellular component (GO): peroxisome
Molecular function (GO): fatty acyl-CoA hydrolase activity
Source: RefSeq, a predicted model, not a curated record